AUUUGGUAAAAAUGCCUCUGGACAGAAAUGCAGGGGAUACCUUGAUACAGUGUCCGGCCUUGUAUCACGAGGCUAUGAUGAGCACGUUCAUCAGAGUGGAAGGGUACAGGGUUCUUUUGGAAGAGGAAGAGGAGGUAACGAUGAAAUGGAAGAACGGUUUUGUGUCGGCGGGCCUGGAAAAGCUGGGCGGGUGGGACGAGAAGGGCACCAUGGGAAACGCUUACGUGCUCCCUAAGCACAAGGACAUUACGAAGAGCAGACCAAUCUGCCCUACAUUCAGUGAACCGACGAGUAAGAUCUGCAGGAAGAUGGCGAAGUGCUUGAAUAGGAUGAUGAAACUCAUUCUUGAAUCGAGCCACUUUAAUAUGGGGUCGGUAUCUGAGCUAGGGAGGAGGCUAAGGACGAUCAACAACAAGGUGGAAAGAAGAGGUGCAGAAUGGGGGGUGGAAGGAGCAUCCUUUGACAUCAAGGAUAUGUUUAGUCGCUUACCCCAUGCGGCUAUCCUUGAUGCACUGGACUGGAUGUGUGAAUGGUGUGAAGGGAGGGGUUUCAAGAGCGUGCAGGUGAGAAAGCAAGGGACAGGUACCAAAUUAAGUUAUAGAAAGCAGGAAGAAGGAUGGUGGGCUGUUGAUUUCGCAAAUGUGCGGAGAUUUGUGGCUUUCGAAUUAGAGCCUACCUAUACAAAGGCUACGGGCGCUAUAUUGAAACAGGUCAUAGGCAUACCAAUGGGGAAGAGCUCAAGCCCCCCAUUGGCAUGUAUCCUGUGCAUGAAGGCCGAGUACGAGUUCAUAUCGACGUUGGGUGACAAACGGAACAGGGUUUUCGGGAUGCGGCUUAUGGAUGAUGUCUCGAUAUUCGUGGCGAGAAAGAAGGAUGGUGAUGAUUAUGGUAAGGAGAUUAUUGGAAGGUUCGGAGGAUGCUAUGACGAGGAACUGACGCUGAAAAGAACAGAUGACGAGGAGGGAGUUUGGGAGUUUCUCGGUUGUAAGUUGACAAUUGAAGCCGAACAGCCGUACCUGGGCUGUUUCCAGAGAAACAAGAACAUGGCUGAAAUCUGGCAAAACAAGCCGUGCUCAAAACAAUCCAGGACUUCAGUUCGUGGACCUGCAGGCGGCAAAAAAAGUGUUGUUAUUACAGGCGAGCUGAAUAGGAUCUAUGUCAACACUACACGGCAGGAGGAGCUGCUACCUCUGGUGCUUACCCUGAAGAGAGAACUGCGCGGGAAAGGUUACCCACCCGAGUUUUUCAACAACGGGCUCAGGCGUUUCGCGGCGAACAAGGACGAGAUUUGGAAGCUGAUGGUGGAGUUGAUGACUACGUGGUGAACAAGGAUGAGUUGUAGGGCUUUGGAUGUAUGUCGGGGAGGUUCGGGGGGAAUAACUAAGCUGGAGGCGG
This is a messenger RNA of Chara braunii, 1395 nucleotides long. Lineage: Eukaryota; Viridiplantae; Streptophyta; Charophyceae; Charales; Characeae. The record is from the annotation of a GenBank genome assembly.